CUAAAGUCGAACAUGCACGAAAACAAUCGCUCCUUAAUAAAGUAAAGAGCGAUUCGAAGCUUAACCCUUGAACCCACCGUUCCUUGCGAGCCUUCAACCUACAACUAAACAGCUUUCCCUACCAUAAUGGUCCCUGUUGAGUCGAUAGAGCCUACCACUGCCUCAUUUAAGGAACAAGUCGAGUCAAAGCCUUCUCUUUUAUCCAAAUGGAUAGAAUUUGCCACAAACGCAACUCUCCAUGGGUUACGAUAUGUCGUCCAAUCUUCAAUACCAAGUCACAGACGAAUGGCGUGGGCACUUUUACUCUUUGCGGCCUCAGGGUCAGAUUUUGGUCUAGCCAUUGCUCUCGACGUUCAAACCAAUGAGUCCACCUUCAGUAGUUCUUCAAGUGGCUUAGCUAUCAUUGUACAUGACCAGGACACCUAUGUAAACUAUCAUUCUGCGUUUAAAGUCCAGCCCGGCGCACAUGCGUCUGUCGCAGUCAAGUUAACCCAGUACAAAAGACUCCCAAAGCCCUAUAGAACAAAUUGCAGCGAAGUGGAUAGUUUGGCAGGGAUCAAGUCAUACACGAAGGAUGGCUGCAUCUAUCAGUGUCAGUCAAAUCACAGUAUGGAUAAAUGCGGAUGCCGAGAAGAUUAUACUUUACCAGGUUGUAUAAAUUAA
This is a messenger RNA of Stylophora pistillata, 663 nucleotides long. Its product is annotated as acid-sensing ion channel 2. Gene Ontology annotation, cellular component: plasma membrane. Gene Ontology annotation, molecular function: ligand-gated sodium channel activity. Gene Ontology annotation, biological process: sodium ion transmembrane transport. The record is from RefSeq and is a predicted model, not a curated record. NCBI's taxonomy places the organism in Eukaryota, Metazoa, Cnidaria, Anthozoa, Scleractinia, Pocilloporidae.